AUGAAGACUCAUACAGCUAUUGCAGGGCUACUAGUCUUCCUGGCGUUCGUAACCAUAGAUGCAAUCGACCCAUACGUUACGCACAUUGACCCAAGCCAGGGAAGUGUGAACGGCGAGACCCGAAUUACUAUAUACGGCGACGGUUUUGCAGCGGACCAAUUCGAAGACGAUUUAGGGAAUACAGUGACCUUGGUGUCUGACCUGCAAUCGUAUGACUGCCCUGUCCACAAGGAUGGCAGCACUGAGGUUCAGAUACAGUGUUACUCUCCAAAGAUGCCCGAAGCUGAUUAUCGCAUUGCCGUGAACGUGAACGGAGUACAACUGACCGAUCGAAAUCUAUGCGAGUCGAAUCCGACCGGAUGCGAAUACAAGCCAUCCACAAGCGUCACUCCUAUGAUCGGUUGGAUCGAGCCCAGGUCCGGUCCUCCCGGAACGAUCGUCACAAUUCAUGGCCGUUGGUAUACAUCUCGUUACCAAAGCAACGAAGACCUCAGCACGAACGGGAGGGAGGAAGUCAUAAAAAGGGUCUAUUUCGGUGGCCAGAAGUGCGAGCUGAGGAAACCAGAUUCAGAUGAAUUCUAUGGCAUUGCGUUGAAUAGUAACGGAACCGGUAACUGGGGUCACGUGAAGUGUAAAUUAGGAGGCACCUACGUUGGGAACAUAAAUGCAAGUUUCAUUAUUGAGGGACAAUUCGGAAGGUCACUACCAGAUCUCCAAGUGCUUCAGGUCACAGCCCAGAAUAAGAUCAGUAUGUUCCAAACCUUCGCCGUCAUCUCCGGGGUCUCGCCAGCCAUAGGCAGCACCGCCGGGGAAACAAACCUUACAAUCAGAGGUAACUUCUUCGACGAAACGGAUGCGAACGCCAGGGUUGAAGUGGGUGGCGCUCCAUGCAGCGUCCUCAGCCUCAUGGAUACGGAGAUAGUCUGUAAGACCCCUGUGGAGCAGCUGAAUAAAACUGUGUACCCAGGAAACAGGGGAGUGCUGUUUGAGCUAUGGGACCUAACGGACUACUCCGGCAGUGUUUCAUUGAGCACCAUCGCCUCUCUCACCGAAGCUGACCAGGGCUAUUCAAAACAAUUUAAUGACUCCGUUGGCUAUAUAUCAAUGGAGCCUAACUGGGCUGGCAGAAUGACUGGGUUUUUUGUUCCACCGCAGUCAGGGGAUUAUACGCUUUACAUUGUUACCGACGACAUUGGUGAACUUUAUUUUAGUAAAAGCGGCGAUGCAGGAGAUAAGGAGUUGAUAGCCAGUUGUCCAUCAGCGUCCUUCGACCCCUACAAACAUCCAGAACAGAAGUCCGAGAGGAUGACUUUACAGGAAGGAAAGCCGUAUUAUUUCGAAGCCAUAGCAAGGAAUUAUGCAGUCAAAGGAAUUCUUCAGGUUGCGGCCUUUCAGCAUAACGCCACCUUCACCAGUGCACAAACAAUCAGCGCCCAGACAUCCGUAAAGGAAGUUACAAUUAUAACCGACCCAUUCGAGAAAGAACUGCAGUUAGUUACACUAGAGAACUGGCCAGCAGCAGAAUCUACCCCGUCAAGUGAGGUACAACUCAUCACUCUUACGGGCUUGAGCACUCAGUUCCAGCUCAGACUCGACGGCGUCUCCACAGGUGUUAUGACCUUCCCUGCUACCGCCGCUGAAGUAGAAGCCGCCCUGAACACCUUACCGACCAUAUUCCCCGACACUGUCAACGUGUCUCGAUCACAGUCCGGCAGUACCUAUGCAUACGAAGUGACAUUCAAUAACGAAGAAGGUGACAUGAAAAUGAUCGAGGUUGUAGGCGGCAUUACCACAAGCACAGUGACUGAACAGUCGAAGGGAGUGUCUUCCAUGAAAUAUAUGCGGUUUGAGGCUGACGGGGUCGUGUCGCCUAAGAUGAGAGCCGAUGCAGGUACAACUACGCUCAAGAAUAAAAUAAAGAAGGUAUUCGGCAGCCGUUGUAACAGUCUUUUGGCUGCGCCACAAGUUGAUGUUGCUUGGUUCCAAGACUUCGAGAAUGGCUGGAACCCACCACAUGGGAACGUCAUUUCAUGGGAUUCAUUUUGCGGCCAGCACUGCGUGAGAAAACCUGGAACUAAAAUAUUUUCAGUUUCAAGUAAUUCCCAAGCGAUAGAUGUUAAGACCUACCCGUGGUGGUGCAUGGCCUAUAAAGGGCAGUACAUCAAUUGGAUCUCCAUGGCUUAUAUUUGGCUCAGUGAAAAUGACAUUUUACUUGGUACAAGCCGGUUAUACAGCCUCAACUAUGCAGACAGAUGGUACAAUGAUGACGAGGAUAAAUCUGUCUGGAAGUACAAGUGUAUAAAUAUGAUGAACUACUUGCCUGACAAGCCCCUAAUCAAACUCAAGACUUUCAACAUAUGGAAGAAUGGAGCCAACUUUGCUGAUAACAUUGCAAUUGCUAAGGAACCUCCGAUUCCACAAGACCAAUGGGACAUGGUGGACACGUUUCGAGUUACGCUGAAUCCAAGUUUAAACCGAAUUGAUGAGAUGAAGUUGACUGAUACGACUACAGGCAACCACAGCAGCUUCAGUAUAGAACUUGACCCUUACUCAUGCCACCAUGGGUUCCCCUUGAUUAAACCGUACAACACUGAGGAAGUCAGUGCUAAUGAAUACAGGCAGUCGACAUGGCCUUCUUCGACAAAUAUUCAAGUCGUUCAAAGCGUUAUGGCCACGCCACCAAUUGGAGGAAAGUUCGAUAUCAUUGCUGGUGGAGGGCAGCGCAUAAAAGAUAUUCCGUACUAUGCCAACGCAGAAACAAUGAAGAGUCACCUAGAGGCCUCUGGUCUGGUGGGUGCUGUGACAGUGCUAAGGAUAGACUCCUCUUGCAAACGUUACACAUGGCACAUAACAUUCAACACAGCCAUAGGGUACGAGGCGGAGAUAGAUGUGGAUGGAUCCAACUUGACCCCUGCCCAGGCUAAUGUGGCUGUCAGCACAGUCCAGGAGGGUGGCAUUAUGUAUUACCCUAUACCCGGAGAUAUGCUUAGGACACCCGAGACAACACCACAGGUGACUGUCUCUAUCAACAAGAUUUUCUCGUCCUGUGCUGCCAACGUUUCCUGUAGUUUCGAGUGGUCGACUAACCAUACAGCAACGCUUGAGUCUGUCAGUCCUACCAUCUGUACCAUUGGCGACGUCCUUACAAUCAACGGAACAGGCUUUGAUAUCAUCACGCCCACAAACAACGAAGUAAUGGUAGGAGGAGCGGUAUGCGAGGUCACCUUAGCCACCGAUACGGAGCUAACAUGUACCCUCGGCGCUGGACCAGCCGGUGAUGUCAUUGUCAGCAUGCACGUCAGCGGCAAAGGAAGGGCGCUUGGGAACUUCAAUGUGACUUAUAUUGCAAGUAUUGCGAGUGUUUCGCCAACCAGUAGCAGCACUGGAGGUGGGGCCAUCGUUUCCAUUUCUGGAGUAGGCUUUAAGGAUGACUUCCGGGUCGAAAUCGGAGGAAAUGAAUGCGAGGACCCAAUGAUUACAAGUGUGUUGAUAGAGUGUGAAGUACCCUCCGCGUCAUCGACAGGAGCGGUCAAGAUCCACAUCUACAACAAUCUAAAUGCCUUGGUCACGUCAGGAGAUUUCACAUACACGAAUAAUGCUGCUGUGAUAUCAGCUAUGAACGUCACAGAGGCUAUGGUGGACGGUUCAACGUUUAUCCAGAUUACUGGCAGUGGUUUCGGUACCUACAACUCGACAGUAAACACACUGUCACUCGGCGGGGCGAUGGCCGUGAUCAUCAAUCACACAGACACUGAAGUAAUAGCCAAACUGCCAGUACAGAACCCUGGUAGAUACCAGAUUAAGCUGAGGACGAGUACAGGGGAUUUUGCUGAUACAGGAUCUAAUAACAUAUCCAGCAUCCACUACAAUUUCCAAGUGAACCGUGUCUCCCCCUCAGAAGGUUCCAUCUUCGGGGGCACCAUCUUGACUAUCACGGGCCGAGGGUUCCAUAACAAUACCGCCAUGAUGAAUGUGAGCGUAGGCGACGUUGGAUGCGAGGUUUUCGAAUCCACUCAAGACGAGCUGACUUGUAGGAUGGGUGAUUUCUAUACCACGCAUUAUGUAACAAAUGGAGGUACACACCCUGUAUUCGGUCAAGGUUACUACUGGAGUCCCAUAUCCGUAACAAUAGAGGAGGGAGACGUGGUUAACUGGUCGUGGGAGCCACCUAAUCAGAUCUCAGGAGUCAACUACAAAGUGUGCGAGACAAGCUCCAGCACUGCGUUGGUGUGUAAGACAGAUGGAUUCGACAGUGGUUCCAAAACCGCAGAAGGUUCAUUUUCGCAUAAGUUCCUCGACCAAGGAGACUACUCCUACUGGAGUUCUUAUGUCGAAGGCAGCAACUUGGUAUUCUUCAGAGGAACUGUCCGUGUGGUCACCAAACAACCAAGGUCCUAUGACUUACGUGUCAAAAUAGGGGACAUUCAGGCAGAGGCUGUCACCAUCAGUAAGAGGUCCGUCCGCUCAGUACCAGUCUGUUCACUGGCAUCGCCAGUCUCCAACUGCGACGAGACCAUCAACAGCACCGCCAGUAGCUCUGUUGCCUUCACCUUUUCUGCCUGUUCGACUCCAUCCUUAAACGACAUCCAUGUCCGAAGAGAGACUGACCGUUAUGUCUUUGAGUUCCACGGUGACAGUCUUGGGGACGAUGUUUGCCAAGUCACAGCAACCUUUAUGACGAUUCCACUCAACGUGACCAGUACUAAUGGGUCCGUGGUGUCGGCCGAGCUGAUCCCAAGGGACGACAUGGGAUUGCUUAUCAACACAGCAUAUACCCUGAGAUUAUUCACGACCUUGAAUAUUUACGGGUUGGGAGCAGCAGACAUGAAUGUUGAAGCAAGCAAGAAUGUCAUUUUCGAACCAUCCAUUCGUGCGUACACACCAGGAGAAGGGUCAUGUGAAGGCAGCGCCAUCUUAACCAUAACUGGAAUGUUUCUUGCAGACGACCAAUCCUCGACGUCUGUGUCGUUAUUCGGCGUGGGGGCUUGCACGGUCCUGUCACGGGCCAACACGGAGCUCGUGUGCUUGACUCCGCCAUUAACUCCGGACUUGGUUGUACCCAUUCUAGUGUCUGUAAACACCCCAUCCGGAGUUGUCAGUGCCAUUACUGAAGAAACCAUGAACUUUACAUGCAGAGCAUUGACAACACCAACACUAGAUUAUGUUUUUCCUGAAUCCACAGAUGGAAGGAGUGGAAUACUUAUAAACGGUACAGGAUUCGGCUCAGAUCCAUCAGCUCUUAUCGUGAGUAUUGGUGGUGUGCUACUUUGUAUAGCUACUGCCUGCGAUGAUACCAGCUUAACAUGCACAUUAUCUCACUCUUUCGCGGGCAACUACAUCGAUACCGUGACGGUGAUGCGGAAACCGGUUGGCCUCGCCUCCGGAACAGGCUCAAUCAUCCUGGAACCUGUCAUUGAUUCAUAUUCUGCCAUUAGUGGGAGUACGAAUGGAGGGCUCCUGAUUCAUGUGGAUGGAAUUGGCUUCAACCCUGCCACAACAAGUGCAUGGCUGACAUCUCUGACAGAUGGCUCGACCCAGGUCCCAGUGGAAUCUGCUUCUUAUUACCAUGUCGACUUCUUCACUCCCCCACACGCGAGUGAGAUAAUUCACUUUUCAGUGCAGUCUGGUGUGACGUUUCCAAAUUGGGAGUUCACAUAUGGCACCGAAUUCACCCCAGUUGUCUCCACAAUUUCCCCUGCGCAAGGAGGAGGAGGCGACACAGUGCAUCUUUCUGGCACCGGAUUCAGCACGAAUUGCUCCUUGAACAUUGUCAAAACGUGUGGAGAAGAGUGUACAGUGACUUCUUGCUCUGAUACAGAAAUCGAAUGUUUGAUUGGACACUGCCCUUCUGGUGUUUAUGACGUCAACCUGAAUGUCGACGGGAAGGGAAUAGCGAACAGUUCGGCUGAAUUCACCUUUACCCUAAGUGUUAGCUCUGUUUUGCCGUUGUCAGGGAGUGUUGGAGGCGGACAGUUGCUGGCAGUGGAAGGGUUAGGACUUGAUGGUACUGCGACAAGUAUCCUGGUCUGCGGCGAGAAAUGCAAGGUAUCCGUAGAUGCCGCAGCAACAUCGACUAAUGUGACAUGUCUUACUCCAACAGCCACAGGUCCUAUGUCCUGUGACAUCGUCGUUUCUUCGGGCUCGCUAAAUGUUACCUAUGGUUCCCAGUAUGUUUAUACGGAUUCCCUCACUCCUACUGUCUCUUCCGUAAGCCCCUCGAGAGGAGGCAGUGGUGGCGGGACCACCAUCACAGUCACAGGAACCAACUUCGGAAAUGUCAUUGGCGAUGUUGAGGUCCACAUUGGUGGUUCUAGCUGUUCUGUCAUGUCCGUCUCUGAUACCUCCAUCAGUUGCACAACUGGACCACGGUCACCAUCGGUGUUAGCUGCAGUGGUGGUCACUGUUGAAGCCAACGGGAACAGUGUACAAAAGUUGGGCGGUGACAACCUUUACCAUUACAUCGACCUCUGGUCCUCUCCCUACACUUGGGGCUCCAGUCUACAGAUGCCAAUUGACGGUGAUAUGGUCGUCGUUCCUGCCGGACAGACUCUUAUGAUUGAUAUGGACACGCCCAUCAUUGUGAUGCUCCUCAUCAAAGGUGGCACUGUCCUCUUCGAUGAUAAAGACGUCGAACUGAACACAGAAAACGUGCUGAUUGUUGACGGAGGAGUCCUACAGAUUGGCACUGAAGAAAACCCACAUUUACAUAAAGCAACUAUCACACUCCAUGGCAACCUCCGUGCUACAGAGCUCCCCAUCUAUGGAGCAAAAUGUCUUGCCGUCAGGAACGGUACUUUGGACCUUCACGGCAAGCCAAUCAUGAAUACAUGGACGCAUCUGAAUUCAACAGUCAGUGCUGGUUCUAGCAUCAUCACCGUACAACACAAUGUCUCCGACUGGGGCAUCGGAUCCAAGAUCGCCAUAGCAAGCACGGGGGACAGGCACAGCCAAAUUCAGAACGAAGAGGUCAUCAUUGCAAGCAUAUCUGCAGAUGGUUUCACGAUCACAUUGGAGGAGCCUCUUUCUUAUAGACACAUUGGUGAGGAGAACAUUAUCGAUGGCAGAGUUCUUCAGAUUCGAGCCGAAGUUGGAUUGCUAUCGCAUAACAUCUUGUUCCAGGGGUCUAAUGACCCGCAGUAUAACGAAGUGAUCGAAGCUUGUCCAGACGGAUUUGACACAGGUGAAUUUGCCACUCAGACGUGUUUCCAGGGGCGAUUCGGUGAAGAGAUGGGGAGUGACCAGUUUGGUGCACACAUCAUGAUGCACGCCCCAGCACCAGAUCAUGGUCUGGUUACAGGUCGUUUAGAAAACGUAGAACUGACAUACGUGGGGCAGGCAUUCCGGCUAGGACGCUACCCCAUCCACUUUCACUUGAAUGGAAAUCAGAACGGUUCCUACGUACGCAAAUGCGGAAUUCAUAAAGCUUUCAACCGGGCUGUGAACAUCCAUGGAACGCAUAAUGUCCUGGUGGAACACACUGUCAUCUUCAACAUCAUGGGAGGAGCGUUUUUCUUGGAAGAUGGCAUUGAAACUGGUAACAUCUUCCAGUACAACUUAGCCAUCUUUGUGAAAUCGAGUACGAGUCUCCUCAAUGAUGAUAUCACCCCCGCUGCUUUCUGGGCGACUAAUCCAGAUAAUACUUUCCGACACAACGCAGCAGCUGGUGGAACUCAUUUUGGUUUCUGGUACCGCAUGCACGACCAUCCUAACGGUCCUUCAUACACCAACAAAGUCUGUCCAAGAAAGAUUCCCUUGCGGGAAUUCAGAAACAACACAGCUCACUCCAAUGGUUGGUUCGGGAUCUGGAUCUUCAAGAAGUACUUUCCCAUGGAAGGGGGUUGUUGUAACUGUUUUGCGCCGAAGGCGGCAGUGUUCGAGAGCCUUACUGCCUGGAACAACGAAAAAGGGGCAGAAUGGACUGAUGGCGGGGCAAUACACUUUAAGGACUUCAUACUUUUCAGCAAUGAAAAGGCCGGCAUCGAAAUCAAGUUUUGUGAGUUGCAUGAAUCCUAUUCUGACAAUGGUCCAAUGGUUCGUGACAACCACAUCAUAGGACACGUUCCAGCGCUGCCGGAAAGUUGUACUGACAAAGCAAUCGUCUUGCCGCUUUCCACUGGACUCAUCAUCACUGGGACGAAGUUUUCAAACUUUGAUCGCAGCGGCUGCGCAGCUUUAGGAAUGGCGAAGAUAGGUGGCGUCAGUGGUGCAUUCAAUGGCGGCUUUAGAUUCGAUUUCUACAACACAACUUGGCAUAACACUAACAACAGGAUAUCUUUCAAGUGGGCCCACGAGGCUGUUAUGAAAGACGUUGAUGGAACUUUCGCUGGCGUUCGUGGUGGGAGUGUUGUCCCGAAGUCGGCCAUCUACCCUACACAUCUGUGUCAAGAUGCACCAGCAGACUACAACCGCGGCGAGGAGGCAAUGGUGUGUGACAGCAACAUACAGUUUCAUCGCUUCACCUUCUCCGAACCUCUGCCCAAUUCACUCCUAGGUAAGAACAUUGUCCUGGAGAACGAAUAUGGAACAGACAUGGGUCCUUUCUCUGACAUGCGGAUGACUUUCGAGGAAGGAUGGAUGGUCCUUCUCCCUAAAGGCAUCAACACAAACUUCUAUUUCGAGAAUUAUCGACACCUUACAAACAUAUCCUACGUUGGAAGAGUGACAGACCUCGCGGAGGAUGACUGUGUUCUCAUCAACCACAACUUCACCCAAUCGCCCGAUCGUUUCGCCAUUAUUCCUGGCCAGGACUACAUGGCCAUGAACUACAGUCAAGGUCUACCCACCUGCGAGGACAACUACAACGGAGAGGCAUUCUACGAUAAGGAUGAGAAACGAAUAAACUACAUAAUCAGUGGCCGCAAUAAAGUCUCCAAGCGUUCAUUCACGGAGCCCUCGUACGUAGACCGAGAUGUCAACUUUAGGAUCUAUCAGUGCUAUCAUCCAGAGUGCAUACCGCCCACACUUCCACCAACAACCCAAGGCCCUACCCCUGACCCUGAUGCAACUGAACCCUCAACCGUGCCCCCUACUGUACCCCCAGCCGUGGAUGGCCGGCCGGCAUAUGCCACCAAGUGGUCAGAGAUGGCAACUUGGGAUGGAAUGCCUUCCGGUUGGGGCGGUAACUAUGGCAAUGGACUUUACGGACUUCCUCUUGAAGGAGAUGACGUUAAGAUCAAAGCAGACCAAUGGGUGGUUGUGGACACCGAUAUCCCCCCGCUAAACAAACUCUACAUUUACGGCGUCCUUGAAUUUGAGUAUUUACCAAUCAAUGGCACAUACCUGAACGCCACACUGGACGCCACCCACAUCAUGAUCAUGGGCGGAAGGCUUAUCGUAGGCCACGAAGACGAGGGGAAGCACUUCCAGGGUCGCCUGGAUAUCGUACUCAGCGGGGACACCACAACAGAAGAGAUCCUCACGGCUGGUGGACUAACUGUGGGUGCGAAGGCCAUCGGUGUGUUCGGCGGCCUUGACCUUCACGGUAUACCUCGCGCCGUCCAAUGGACCAAGCUGCAGCAAUCGGCAAACCUCGGCUCAGACAGCAUCACUCUCUCCGAGGAGGUUAACUGGCUGCCAGGAGAUGAGAUCAUGAUCACCACUAGUUCCUUCGAUGGAUCGGAGACAGAAGUUCGAAAUAUUGCCUCGGUUGAUGGCCGAUCGGUUAAUCUUACCUCGCCUCUGCAGUACAAACAUAUAUCUCAAACUGUCACGUCACCUGAACUUGAAGGAUUUGGCAAGGCUUUUACCCAGGCAGCGGAGGUUGCUCUCCUGUCCCGGAACAUUCGUAUCAUUGGAAAGGACCAUGCCAACAUUGUAUCACAGGCUUUCGGGAGUCGUGUUGUGGUUGGAGUAACUAUUGAAGGGUUCAGCGUGUACAGAGGUUGGGCGAGGAUCAGUGAUAUUGAGUUUUACCAAGGAGGCCAGUUGGGUUACAAUAUGCCGUACGACCCUCGCUACGCCAUGGCCUGGGUGGGCACCGGUGAUGCUACAGUGGAGCGGCCAUCGUACCUCAUCAACUCUACUUUCCAUCACUGUUUUGCCACAGCCAUUGGAGCGUUCGGAGCAGGUUACAUUGCCAUUGAAAACAAUGUGAUACACAGGCCAGUCGGGAUAGGCAUCAAACUCGCUGGCAAAGGUUACAAGCUCCGCCACAACCUAGUAGCAAACCUCCUCUGGACAGGCGACUACGACGGUAGAAGCGAGGAUUUCAACUACGAGUGGAAUGCAGGCAUACAUGUUGUCGCUGUCACCAACCUGGUCAUGGAGAACAAUUGUGUCGCAGGAUCGCAGCGAGCCGGUUACAGGUUGAGACCAGAGACGUGCGGCAGUCCUGUCCUUUGGAGCAGCAACGAAGCUCACGGAGUCCUUGUAGGGGUCAUUCAGUUUGCUGACGACCUAAACACAGGUUGCGUUCGAAUAUCUGGCUUCACAAUAUGGCGGGCAUUUGACUACGGAAUAUACACAACCGGGAAAAGUAGCAUAGAAUUGGACAAUCUCGUGAUAUCAGACUGCACUCUCGGGAUUUAUAACUACCAGAGUGGAGUCAGUCCAUUGUCUCACACGUGUACAACAAUAAGAGGAACUCUUACCAAUUCCCUUAUUGUAGGCGACUCUGGUACCUUGCCCUGCACGGAUACUCUCAGCGGGACUAAUAUCGCAAAAAGUGUCAAUGGGCGCUCUUGGAAGAUAUCCGGCGGACAUGUUGGAGUCUCUUGGAUGAACGUAGUUUCUGGCUCAAAUGGUUCACCGUUUAAAUCCUUUACUUGGGUAGUAUCGUAUCCUUCGAUGUGCGGCCUCAUGACCAUCAAAGACAAUCUCUUCUACAAAUUCAACAAUGAGCGCUGUGGACAGCGAAACUAUGCCAUCUCCACCAUGUCAAAACAGGAAGACAUGAUUGUGCCAAUGCACCUGGAGAACAACCAACUCGUAGAUGUGGACUUGGCCAGCAAGGUCUUCUUCAAAAGGGCAAGCGUUUCUUUGGCCAACCCAUCAGAUUGUGUGGAUAUGGUAUGUGACGCCAGGCAGCAUUGCUACAUUAAGGACAUCGAUGGGUCAUUCCUUGGUAGCCCUGGUUAUGUCCUUCCCCAGGCUGAAUACGAGUGGGACGGUGAUCCAGCUCGGGGCGUUGGAGAUUACCGAAUUCCUGCCAUUGCACUGACCGAUCCUGUUGGAAAUCUCUUGGAUGUGAAUGUGGAAAUGCCUUACAAAGGUAUCCUUGGUAACAGGAACUGCUCUUUCCGGGGUUCGUGGCAAGCAUACGAAUGUCACAACAAUCUCGACUAUGCCAACUUGGUCAUUGAGAGCUUGGACUCGGACACCGAAUCUCGUCGGUUGUCACCAGUGGCCAUCAUCGGUGACAAGUACGUUGAUCUUCUAAAUGGUCCUCAGGAUCACGGAUGGUGCCAGGGCUACACUUGUCAAGAAAGGAUAUCAACAUUCUGGGCAUUAGUGGCGCUAGAAAAACAUUACGAUAUCUACUUCACGAGUACCAGUCCAUCCAAGCUUCAACUGCGGUUGUUGCAGGUCGAACCCUCGGAUACUAUUCGAGUAGCAGUCUUCUAUGGCCUUCCAUAUCGGUUCGAUGUAUACUACCAGGGACAAUAUAUUUCACCGAUGAAUGGGGCUGUGAACGCCCAAGGACAAGCCAUACUUAACCCGCCAAUUUUCCCCGGCCAUUACGUGCCUGCACUGUCCGAACCAGCGGGUUCGAACUUUUUCGACAACGACUAUGACUUACUUUAUAUCAUCGUUCGUGGGAAGACUCCGAUUCAGAUCCGCAUGAGUGAGGUCCUCAUUGUCUCCUUCGCCUUGCCUGCGAUGACAACAGAGGAAUUUUUCGGGGAGAACAUUGUGAGUAACUUAGCAGCCUUCCUUGGAAUCACAGAAGACCAAAUUAGGAUUGUAGAAGCUGUGUCAGAAUCAAGCAAGAGAAAGAAACGUGCGACCUUAAGCUUCUCGGUGACCUUGGAGAUUGGAGAUCCGCCAGUGACCACUAUCAACAGUACUCAAACUACAGCGAGUAAUAUCACAAUGAAUGCUACGGCGAGCCCUACAGAUACUACAUUUUCAAAUGCGACAACUGGUUCUCCAUCCAACGUACCACUAUCUGCAGCUCUUUUGAGCACUUUGAAUGAUCUUAUCACAGAUGCUGUGCAGACCAACUCCUUUGCCGCAGCUCUCAAUACAACCAUAUUAAGUGUAACGGUGACCCCUCCACCACCGGAGACAGGGUCGCCCGAAUGGGAGCAGUUUAUCACGGACAUAGAUUCAGGAAAUGCUACAGUUACCCCUGAGCCUGUCCUCGUACCAACUACUCUAGUCCUGGUAGAACCACCUGAAGGAGAUGCAGAGUGUCUAGCUUUCAUCAGACAGCCGUGGUUACGGUUCCUCGACCAAAAUGGUGACCUUAUGGGCUCAGUUGGAUCAAAAUUGACGCCGUGGAUAGUGACAGCGACCCUCCGACCCUAUGCAGGAUCAAACUCUGCUGCUGUCCUCACAGGAACCACCACAGCAGUAUUCAAACAAGGGAUUGCAAAAUUCACCAAUCUCGGAACCUCCAACCCUGGUCAAGAUUUCGUCAUUGACUUCACCUUGUCACAGCCGACCUUCUCACCGGCAAGGACUGUGGCUUCUCCCCAGAUCGAUGUCCACACUUGCGAAUUAGCUUUACGGAUAGAUUCGGCUCCAACCGAGGUCACGGCGGGGAAGAUGUUUGAUAUGGCAAUGCAUGUGCAGGAGUCAUCGAAUGGGCAGAUCAACUUAUUAUGGAGGUUCAACAGCUGGACAGCCGAAGCUAGACUGCGGGAUGCCGGCAACUACGCAGGCUCACUAGAAGGCGCUACCGUCGGGCACAUCAACUACAAUCGCUCAGACAUCUUCUUUGAAGACCUAACACUUGUAAAAUCAGGGAGAUACUUACUGGAAAUUUCCCUAAAGUCACACCCAGCUGAGCUCGAACUCUAUGUUAUGCAAGAGAUCACUGCUCUACCUGUAGACUACGUUGCGCCUCUGAUCGAAGUAAAGAGACAAUGUUCCAUGCGGUUCCCCAAUGACUAUUCUGUGAUCAGUGGACGUGAGGCGGCUUUCCAGGUUACUCUCUAUAACGAAUUGGUUGGAAGCUACACAUCGCAGGCUGAUGUCGUGCUUGACAACUUUCAAACGUCUCCAGGUAGUAUCAUCGCCUCCUUCGACAUCAGCGGAACAACCCUCACGACGGACUUGGCCUUGAAUGUACUGGUCGUGGCCCUAGAGAACGGGUUGACUGUCUCAUUCAAUGGCUUUACCUUUAAUGCCGAGACUACCUUGACCGUAGAUGGAUCCACCUACACAGGAGCUGCGCCAGAGGAUGGAAACAGCUCAUCGGGAAUGGACUCGACCACCAUCAUUAUAUUGAGCUCCGUGGUGCCCAGCGUUGUCAUCAUCAUCGUCGUAAUCGCAGUUGGGGUCUACAUAACAAAGAAAAACAAGACAAGAGUGCAACCACUUGUCAGGCAAACAAUCAUGGUGACCGGUGACCCAACCUCUCCCGCCCCUGUCGUCGUCACUAAUCCAAACGCUAACGUUGUCUUCGUGGGUACCUCUGACCCGUUGCAGCAGAACGGUGACAAACCACCGCCGCCGCCACCACCACCACCAUAUUACACGAUCGAUGAUAGACCCGGAGUAGUCACAACCAGCCACAUUUGAUGGAACAAGUUGGAUUGAAAUACGGACUAUGGAAUAGAAUUAUCUAUUAUCUUUAACGUCUAAAAUGGAGUUUAACGAUAACGAUAACACUAUUAUUUUCUAUAAGUAAUUUGUAAGGAUAUAAGCGUUAUAUCGUUAUCGUUAUGACUCAACACUUUACUAUUACAUCAAGAACUAUAUGCGUUAUGCUGGCACUGAAAGAGAUGUUCAAGGAAUAAUUCCGUGAAGCUGAACUCACUUUUACCAUUUACAGAAUUAACAGCACAAGGUUAACUAUAAAAGUAUCCUUGCAUUGUGCUACAUCUUGAUAGAAUGUAUGGUAUAAAUUCAAUGGCCAUUUUAGAUAUAAGCCAGGCUUUGAUUAAACACUACAUGUACAUAACGACUAACAUUCCCUCUAGCAACGACUGUGAUAUGAAAGAUGGUGUACUUAAUAGGCGUAAGUAUGGAUUUAUCCAUACUUGAUGGGCGUGAUAUAUAAUAAUAUCAAUUUUUGUGA
This is a messenger RNA of Lineus longissimus, 14185 nucleotides long. RefSeq names its product fibrocystin-L-like. The coding region runs from base 1 to 13686 and encodes 4561 amino acids. The transcript is spliced from 53 exons. The record is from RefSeq and is a predicted model, not a curated record. NCBI's taxonomy places the organism in Eukaryota, Metazoa, Nemertea, Pilidiophora, Heteronemertea, Lineidae.